CUCUUUCUCUCGAACCAGGCUGCUUCAGCCGUGAACAACGCCGAAAUGGCCAAGAUUAAGGCUCGGGACCUGCGCGGCAAGAAGAAGGAGGAGCUGUUGAAACAACUGGACGAUCUGAAGGUGGAAUUGUCCCAGCUUCGGGUCGCCAAAGUGACAGGCGGCGCCGCGUCCAAGCUCUCCAAGAUACGAGUCGUUCGCAAGUCUAUCGCCCGAGUCCUCACUGUUAUUAACCAGACUCAAAAAGAAAACCUCAGGAAAUUCUACAAGGGCAAGAAAUACAAGCCCCUAGACCUGCGACCCAAGAAGACUAGAGCCAUGCGCCGCCGGCUCACCAAGCACGAGGAGAAGCUGAAGACCAAGAAGCAGCAGCGGAAGGAGCGGCUGUAUCCUCUGCGCAAGUAUGCAGUCAAGGCCUGAGAUGACAACGACAAUAAAGUGCGAGACUGACUGGC
Mus musculus (house mouse) is the source of this 452-nucleotide messenger RNA. RefSeq names its product ribosomal protein L35 (gene Rpl35). The record is from RefSeq and is marked provisional. Lineage: Eukaryota; Metazoa; Chordata; Mammalia; Rodentia; Muridae. Gene Ontology annotation, cellular component: ribosome; cytoplasm; cytosolic large ribosomal subunit. Gene Ontology annotation, biological process: maturation of LSU-rRNA from tricistronic rRNA transcript (SSU-rRNA, 5.8S rRNA, LSU-rRNA); translation. The coding region runs from base 46 to 417 and encodes 123 amino acids. The transcript has 4 exons. Gene Ontology annotation, molecular function: structural constituent of ribosome.